GAAUCUUUCAGAGCCUGUCAUGACUUAUAAGCUUCACAAAGAGCUUGUCUCUGCUGCCAAAUCUGACAACCUGGAUUACCGUCUGGGGGCUAUUCACUCCCUAGUAUAUAAGCUACCAGAAAAGAACCGGGAGAUGCUGGAACUGCUAAUCAGACACUUGGUAAAUGUGUGUGAGCACAGCAAAGAGAAUCUUAUGACACCUUCCAAUAUGGGGGUGAUCUUUGGGCCCACCCUGAUGAGAGCUCAAGAGGACACUGUGGCUGCUAUGAUGAACAUCAAAUUCCAGAAUAUUGUGGUAGAAAUCCUGAUUGAACACUUUGGCAAGAUAUAUUUAGGUCCACCUGAGGACAGCCAAGUACCUCCAGUGCCUCCACCUCGGGUGACAGCAAGAAGGCACAAACCAAUCACAAUCUCGAAACGUUUGCUGAGAGAAAAGACAGUGUUCUACACUUCUUCCCUGGAUGAAAAUGAAGAUGAAGCCCAGCGUCAAACUCCUAAUGGUACAAUCACUAGCAAUCUGGAUACCCCCAAGCUACCACAGCACCUCAAACUACCCAUUCAGAAAAGUGGGGAAACUGACCUUGGAAGAAAGUCUCCAAACAGACCUGUUUCUGACAGCCAGCCGGAGUCCUGCCCAGAGGUGGAUGUGGGGAAGUUGGUAUUUAGAUUGCAGGAUGGAGGGACCAAGGCUACUCCAAAGGCCACCAAUGGACCUGUGCCAGGCUCUGGACCCACCAAGACACCCCCUUUCCCUAUAAAGAGACAAGCUCCCCGACCAGUGGCUCCCCACAAGGAAGGAGAUACUGACUGUUUCAGCAAAGUUCGGCCCCCAGGAGAAAAGCAAACAAUCAUCCGUCCGCCCGUGAGGCCCCCAGACCCUCCAUGCCGGGCCAGUACUUCACAAAAGCCAGAACCAAAGCCAGAUACUGUGGCUGGCAAUGCAGGGGAAAUCCCAUCAUCGGUGGUGGCGUCCAGGACCAGAUUCUUUGAAACAGCAUCCCGGAAAACUGGAAGUUCUCAAGGAAAACUUCCUGGAGAUGAAAGCUGAGGCCACAGGUUUGAAAAGACUUGGCCUUGAGGGACCCUUUUGAGGUUGUAAAAGGGUCUACUUCAAACACUUGUGAGCUAUUUGGUGAUGAAGAGCAGCUCAUUUCUGGCCUUGUACCUUCAGUGUCUGGGAAGCCAUAAAAUAAGGAGCACAUGUCUUAUACAUGUGUCUGUUUCUCCUUUGUAUGCUGUCUUCAUCUUCCCAGAAUGUCUGUUGUGAGCAGCUCCUAGGACACUGGAUGGCUGGAUUCUCUCAAGCUCCAAACUCUACUGAAGUGAAAAUACCCAUUGACCUGUACUGAAGAGGGGAACCUAGAUUCUCACACUUCUCUGAACUUAUUGUUUCCUCAGAGGUCAUUGGACUCUGAAUGAUUCAGGGCUAAAGACUGUUAUUAGGGGUAUCUCACCCUGAUGGAAAGGUCACUUGAGUUGGGGCCAUCGUUUACUGUAUUUGGAAGGGGGUAGGGAUGUUAGCUGAACAUUGGAGAAUUGUGUCAUGUCUCUUUCUGAGUAUAUGGACACUGACUAGUACCAGAUUGGCAUCUUGGUACCAUGAGAUGUUAAUGAAAUCUGGUGGGGCCAGACUGCAUGAAUGAUUCCCACCCAGUGUCCUUCCCCGGGAUGGGCUUAGGAAGGUAGCCUUUCUGCUUUUGCCUCCAGCCUCUGAGGACAAAUCUGCUAAGCAUGUUUUGCAUGUCAAAGCUUAGGCCUAUCUGGAUUUUCCUUUUGCCUACUUCACCCAAUAGCUUCCUUUCCAGCAAUCAACAAAUAAAACAAAACAGAAAAUGUUUCUGUAAAGGGUCAAAUGUUAGGAAAAAUUGUUAAGAUUGACUGAGUCCAAGGAAUUGUUGCCAUUGCUUCUUAUUUGCCUCUAGCUUAAAUGCUCUUUUAUUUCCUGCAAAACAAGCAAACAAACACAACUACAAACAAACAAAACCAGAUCUUAGUCAAGUGCCUGUGGAUUCUGGAACUCCAUGAUGCCCCCAAGAUGACAUACACACUUCCAUGAGGGUAAUGCCUUUUCUGAGCAGAUGGUUCAUAACAUUCUACUGGAUUUCAAAUGGGAUUGCAACCCAAUAAAGGUUAAGAACCACA
Cricetulus griseus (Chinese hamster) is the source of this 2142-nucleotide messenger RNA. The record is from RefSeq and is a predicted model, not a curated record. NCBI's taxonomy places the organism in Eukaryota, Metazoa, Chordata, Mammalia, Rodentia, Cricetidae.